GCCGUGGAAAAGGGAAAAAAGUUUGGUUCCUGUCAGUCCGAAGAGAUUUGUUUUACACAGUUAUAUUACAGAAUCUUAAGUUAUUUGUUUAAAAACACGAAUAUCAAGAUUCAUUCGAGCAGUUGAAAUGCUUGAGGAUGAAAGCAGUGAGGGGAACGAAGCAGAAGAGUUUAUCGCACUCGCGGAUUUUGAGGCUGAUGGUGAUGAGCAGCUCAGUUUCUUAGCGGGCAACAUAUUAAUGGUCCAUGACAAGAAUUCAGAAGACUGGUGGUGGGCUGAACUGCAUGGUCACUUUGGUUAUGUGCCAUCUAGCUAUUUACGCCAAAAAACUGAGGAUGAAGAAGUGGAAGAUGCUUGGCAAGAUGACGAAUACUUCAGCAAUUAUGGGACAUUAAGGCUACACUUGGAGAUGCUGUCAGAUAAACCCCGCACAGAAACGUACAGGCAGGUGAUCCUGAACAAUAGUGCUGCCCUGAAAGGAAAGGUGGUCAUGGAUUUGGGCUGUGGGACAGGGGUUAUCAGCCUUUUUUGUGCCCGUUUAGCGCAUCCUGCAGCGGUAUACGCUGUGGAGGCCAGCUCGAUAGCAGAACACACAGAAGAACUUGUGAAAAAGAACGGGUGUGAGGGGGUUAUAAAAGUAUUUCAGGACCGAGCUGAAAAUCUCACCCUCCCUGGGAAAGUUGAUGUUCUUGUGUCAGAGUGGAUGGGCAACUGUCUUCUGUUUGAGUUCAUGGUGGAGUCGGUGUUGCUGGCACGUGAUCGGUGGCUGAAGGAAGGUGGAAUGAUGUGGCCGUCCUCCGCCUGCCUGACGGUCAUCCCAUGCCAGGCCUUCUCUGACUACAGGCAAAAAAUGGAGUUCUGGGAGCAGCCAUAUGGAUUAGACUUCAGUUGUCUACACCCACUUGCACAAAAAGAGUUUCUCUCCAAGCCUAAGUUUGGACAUCAUCUUUUACCCGAAGACUGCUUGUCCACUCCAUCUGAUGUUAUCACUCUUGAUAUGGGCACGAUGCAGGUCUCAGACUUGGAGAGGCUCAAAGGAGAGUUUAGUUUUAUUAUCGAGAAGUCAGGCACGUUGCAUGGCUUCACAGUCUGGUUCAGUGCACAUUUCCAGAGUUUAGAAGAGGAUGGACCGUCACUGGAGUUAAACACAGGCCCAUAUUCAGAGAUCACACACUGGAAACAGACUCUCUUUAUGUUGGAUACACCAGUGACAGUUGGGGAAGAAGAUGUGAUCGUGGGCUCCAUACGUCUGCAGAGAAAUCCCAUCUGGAGACGUCACUUGUCGAUUACAUUUUCAUGGACCAUAAAUGGCACAGAAGAUUCUAGGGUUCAGACAAAGACAUUUCCAAUGUGGAGGUGACCUUGGCAGGAACUUUGUUUAUAAUAAACACAGCCUUGAACUCUCGUUGCAUUUAUAUAAACAUGAAUACACAAAACUUAAUUUACCACAAAUCUCACAUUUUCAAAGGGGUCAUGACAUGCGUUUUAUUUUUGUUGUUGUUAUUAUUAUUUUAUGUUCCCUGAUGUUUUGUUUGUCAAAAAAUAUAGAAAUGUAAGUCAUUUAUGACCAUUUUCCAACCUGUUUUUCAUCCUCUGAUUUAAUUGGUCUGUGCUUCCCCUUUAAGAGCAGUCGGCCUGGCUUGGUGUCAUGCCCACUUCUAUGAUUGACAGCCUACAUGCUGCUGCUACAGUAGGCUGCUACUACCACAGUUUCAGUACAAAUACAGCUUCUCUUUUUAA
Messenger RNA from Paramisgurnus dabryanus, 1740 nucleotides. RefSeq names its product protein arginine methyltransferase 2 (gene prmt2). Gene Ontology annotation, cellular component: nucleus. Gene Ontology annotation, molecular function: protein-arginine N-methyltransferase activity; histone methyltransferase activity; protein binding. Gene Ontology annotation, biological process: chromatin remodeling; peptidyl-arginine methylation, to asymmetrical-dimethyl arginine. Lineage: Eukaryota; Metazoa; Chordata; Actinopteri; Cypriniformes; Cobitidae. The record is from RefSeq and is a predicted model, not a curated record.